Tauraco erythrolophus (red-crested turaco) is the source of this 1696-nucleotide messenger RNA. Its product is annotated as acyl-CoA 6-desaturase. Gene Ontology annotation, molecular function: oxidoreductase activity, acting on paired donors, with oxidation of a pair of donors resulting in the reduction of molecular oxygen to two molecules of water. NCBI's taxonomy places the organism in Eukaryota, Metazoa, Chordata, Aves, Musophagiformes, Musophagidae. Gene Ontology annotation, cellular component: membrane. Gene Ontology annotation, biological process: lipid metabolic process. The record is from RefSeq and is a predicted model, not a curated record.
AUCAGCUGAGUUAAAUCGCCCAAGGAAAGCUCGUCCCCUGCGGCGCGGCCCCGAGAAGCGCAGGGACGGGUUCCCCUCCUUUUGGCAAGAAGACAAAACAGCCGAGUGGGCCCCAUGGGGAAAGGGGGUGAGAAAGGAGGGGAGUCGGGGGAGCCGACAGCGCAGAUCCACUUCUACACAUGGGAGGAGAUCCAGAAGCACAACGGGAGGACAGACAAGUGGCUGGUGAUAGAGCGCAAGGUUUAUAAUGUCACCCAGUGGGCGACCAGACACCCGGGGGGACAUCGAGUGAUCAGCCACUGCGCCGGCGAAGAUGCCACGGACGCAUUCCAGGCCUUCCAUAUCAAUCCCACCUUGGUGCAAAAGUUUCUCAAGCCAUUACUUAUUGGAGAACUUGCUCCAGGGGAACCUAGCCAGGACCGAGAUAAAAACUCCCAGCUGGUGGAAGAUUUCCGGACCCUGAGGAAGACAGCAGAGGACAUGGACUUGUUCAGAGCAAAUCCUUUGUUCUUCUCACUUUACUUGGGCCACAUUAUUGCAAUGGAAGUUUUGGCUUGGUUAAUGGUUUCAUACUUCGGUACUGGCUGGAUCACAACUCUCAUCCUCUCCUGCAUCCUUACGACUUCCCAGGCCCAGGCAGGGUGGCUGCAACAUGACUUUGGACACCUCUCUGUCUUUAAGAAGUCUUCCUGGAACCACAUCGUCCACAAGUUUGUCAUUGGACACUUGAAGGGUGCCUCUGCAAACUGGUGGAACCAUCGUCACUUCCAACACCAUGCCAAGCCCAACAUAUUCAAGAAGGACCCAGAUGUGAACAUGCUGCAUAUUUUCGUCCUUGGAGAUACACAGCCUGUUGAGUAUGGCAAGAAGAAGCUGAAGUACCUGCCUUACAACCACCAGCACGAGUACUUCUUCCUUGUCUUCCCGCCUCUGCUCAUCCCCGUGUAUUUCCAAAUCCAAAUCAUCUCGACCAUGAUCAGGCGCAGGUUCUGGGCGGACCUAGCCUGGGCCAUCAGCUACUACAUGCGCUACUUCAUCACAUACAUCCCAUUCUAUGGUGUUCUGGGAUCCCUGUUUCUCCUUACUUUUGUCAGGUUUCUGGAGAGUCACUGGUUUGUGUGGGUCACCCAGAUGAAUCAUAUUCCAAUGGAAAUUGAUUGUGAGAAGCACAGAGACUGGCUUAGCUCUCAGAUGGCAGCCACCUGCAAUAUCGAGCAGUCCUUUUUCAACGACUGGUUCACCGGGCACCUGAAUUUUCAAAUCGAGCACCACCUGUUUCCAACAAUGCCGCGGCACAAUUUCUGGAAGGUGAAACCUUUGGUGAAGUCAUUAUGUGCCAAGUACGGAGUCCACUAUGAAGAGAAGCCUCUUUGGAAAGCAUUCGUAGACAUUGUUGGGUCCCUAAAGAAAUCUGGAGAUCUAUGGCUGGAUGCUUACCUCCAUAAAUGAACAUGAAUCUUACUGGGGAGGUGUGAGUGCCAGGGAGGGAUGGGGAGGGUGUGCGGGGGGAGGAAAUCACAUGUGUCUUUUACUCUCAGAUUUCAGUCUAUAUCUACGUGCCCAGUCGGAGGGGAGUUUCCUCUCUUGUGAACUGGUACGGGCCCAGGCAACCUGUUUAAUCCAGACAGAUUUCAAAAAUGUGCUUCAGAGGAUGAGAAGCAAUGCCAGUAUUGCACAAAACGGAAGGUUGGGAGAG